Messenger RNA from Drosophila elegans, 692 nucleotides. It is a transcript of the gene mago, whose product is annotated as protein mago nashi. The transcript is spliced from 2 exons. Bases 102 to 545 code for a protein of 147 amino acids. NCBI's taxonomy places the organism in Eukaryota, Metazoa, Arthropoda, Insecta, Diptera, Drosophilidae. The record is from RefSeq and is a predicted model, not a curated record. Gene Ontology annotation, biological process: RNA splicing. Gene Ontology annotation, cellular component: catalytic step 2 spliceosome; nucleus; exon-exon junction complex.
UCGCGUUGACCCCAUCUCUGCCGCGUUUUCGGUAAAAGUGGGAAGAGAUAAUAGCAUUUUUCCAAAGGUUUGCCAGGGAACAUCACAAUCUAGGCACAAUCAUGUCCACCGAAGACUUCUACUUGCGCUACUACGUCGGCCACAAGGGCAAGUUUGGGCACGAGUUCCUGGAGUUCGAGUUCCGGCCGGACGGCAAGCUCCGGUACGCUAACAACUCCAACUACAAAAAUGACACCAUGAUCCGCAAAGAGGCCUUCGUCCACCAAUCUGUGAUGGAGGAGUUAAAGCGCAUCAUCAUCGAUUCGGAGAUCAUGCAGGAGGAUGAUCUGCCCUGGCCGCCACCAGAUCGCGUGGGUCGACAGGAACUGGAGAUCGUCAUAGGGGAUGAACACAUUUCGUUUACCACCUCAAAGACCGGAUCCUUGGUGGACGUGAAUCGCUCAAAGGACCCCGAAGGCCUGCGCUGUUUUUACUACCUGGUGCAGGAUCUCAAGUGCCUGGUCUUCUCACUUAUCGGACUGCACUUCAAGAUCAAACCCAUAUAAGCCAUGUAUUCGAAUGUAAGCAUAGCCUAUUUAACAGACUCAUUGUAUUUUGUAAUGGAACCUCUUAAAUUCUUGUACAUGUAUUAGCAAUAACGCCGUACGUUUUGUGUACAGUUUUCAGUGAAUAAAUAAUGACAAUGAAUAAUA